This is a messenger RNA of Cyprinodon tularosa, 1395 nucleotides long. RefSeq names its product translocase of inner mitochondrial membrane domain containing 1 (gene timmdc1). Gene Ontology annotation, cellular component: mitochondrion. The record is from RefSeq and is a predicted model, not a curated record. NCBI's taxonomy places the organism in Eukaryota, Metazoa, Chordata, Actinopteri, Cyprinodontiformes, Cyprinodontidae. The coding region runs from base 220 to 1200 and encodes 326 amino acids. The transcript has 8 exons.
CUCGUCUGAUCCGGGGUCAGGGGUUGUGUUACAGUGCUGUGGUAGUUGUGUUGAGAGAAAGUCGCUGCAGAAUGACCAGUUGAAGGACAACGAGAAAAAAAGACUUUUUUUCUGGAUGUAUUCCCGUAACAAGACCAACUCUUUGUGGCUCCAGUAUUCCUUCGCAGCUGUUUAUUAGAAGCUAAUGGGAAGCUAACACAGCCCACCGCCAGCUGAAGCAUGAUUCAUCCAGAGCAGCAGAGGAAAAGCCUCGCUCUGCACAGACGACAGGCAGAUUCCAGCCCCCGAGGGAGGGUGAUGAGCACGGGUCCGCUGCAGGGCCUCAUCCAGACUGCCAUGCCUCGUUUCUUCUGCUUCCUGCUCCCCAGGGUUGAUGCAGCUGAUGUGGCUGCCGGGCAGAUGCCCUCCUCCUCCUCCUCUUCCACCACUAGUCCUGCUCCUGCAGCCGUGCCUCAACCCAGCACUCUGCCAAAGAACAUUUGCAAGCCAGAAUUUCCUGACACUGGAUGGGAGCGCAUCAAGGACCUCUUUGAUAGAGAUGAGACUCUGAAACACCCAGAGGAGCUCAUCACGGUGAUCAAAUGUGGCGUCCUGGGCGCGAUCACAGGCUUUGUGUACGGCGGCCUGCCUGCUGCACGCUUUGCUAGGCAGAGGUAUAUCCAGAUCAGCCAGGCGGAGGUGUACACGAGUCGCGUGGAAGCAGUGCGCUCAGCUCACAAUGCCGCCAUCCGAGGUUUCUUGCGGUACGGAUGGAGAUGGAGCUGGAGGGUGUCUCUGAUAGUCACUUUGUUCAGCUCUGUGAGCACUGGCCUGUCCGUCUACAGAGACAAAGAUGCCCUCAGUAAUUAUGUCGCAGCUGGAGCUGUCACUGUAGGCCUUUACCGGCUGAACCUGGGCCUGAGAGGGCUGCUGGCUGGAAGCAUCAUCGGAGCGGUGCUGGGGGUUCCUGUAGGGGCCGUGGUCGUCGGCUUGCAGUCUCUGACUGGAGAAACCUUCAGAGAACGGAGGCGGCGAGAGCGCCGAGAGCUCUACGAGCUCAAGCUAGCAGAAUGGACGGCCCGUUUGCAGAUGACUGAUGAGCUGAUUGACAGCUUGAACGUCACUGCUCGGCCAGAAGAAGCCACCAAAGACGUGGAGAGGAUUGAGGAGCUGCUCCGUUUAUCCCAAAAUGACGAUCCGGACCAAAACCACAGCCACUGACUGCAGCUGGAUCACGUGUCAUGGUGUUUUUUCCAUACGUUGAAGGUGGGACAUAACUCAUUAAAAGGCAAUAUUUUUGCCUGGACUCAGGAUUGGAAGAUGCCAAACGCUGCUUCUACUUGCUGUUAGAUAUAGGGAAGGUUACAGCAACAAAUGAGGAUUAGAAGGAUUUUAAAAUCCAAUUUACAUCCAAAC